Vicia faba (fava bean) is the source of this 1194-nucleotide messenger RNA. The record is from the annotation of a GenBank genome assembly. NCBI's taxonomy places the organism in Eukaryota, Viridiplantae, Streptophyta, Magnoliopsida, Fabales, Fabaceae.
AUGGCUUCAUCACCAUUAUUAUUCACAGUGAGGAGGUUCCAACCAGAGUUGGUGCUUCCAGCUGCUUCAACUCCUCGAGAAGUUAAACUGCUAUCUGACAUAGAUGAUCAACAAGGUGUCAUGUUCGUUGAAGCUGAAGCUGAUGUAACACUUGACCAAUUUGGUGACUCUCUCCAUCCACCAUUCCCUUGCUUCCAAGAACUUCUCUAUGAUGUUACUGGCUCGGAACUAAUUAUUGAUCGCCCCCUUCGACUCAUACAAGUGACACGUCUCAAGUGCGGUGGUUUCAUAAUAGUAAUUAAUUUGAACCAUAUCAUGAGCGAUGCAAUUGGUUUAAAACAGUUCGUGAAUGCUUGGGCAGAAAUGGCUCGAGGAGAACAUCAACCUUCGAUUCAACCUGUCUGGCAUAGAGAGAUUCUCAUGGCAAGAAAGCCACCACGCAUUACAUGCAAUCAUCCUGAAUACGAACAAACACUUCCAUCAAAUAUCAUCAAAGAAGAAGAUACUGCUACCACCAUAGUACAUCAAUCUUUCUGCUUUAGACCUUCAGACAUAGCUGCAAUUCGUCUCUUGGUUCCAUUUCAAUGCACCACAUUUGAUCUUAUUGCAGCAUGUUUUUGGUACUGUCGCACAAAAGCAUUGCAGUUAGAGCCAGAGAAGGAAGUACGAAUAAUGUACCCCGUCAAUGCACGUUCAAGGUUUAAGAAUAAUCAUUCAUCAUUUGUUGGAUAUUAUGGUAAUUGUAUUGCUUUCCCGGCGGCUGUAACCACAGCAGGGAAGCUUUGCGGGAACUCACUAGGUUAUGCAGUAGAAUUGAUAAGAAAGUUAACAGGACAAGUUACAGAAGAAUACAUCCAAUCAGUGGCAGAUCUUAUGGUUAUUAAGGGACGAUGUUCAUAUACAACCUUAAGGUCUUGUCUUAUUACAGAUUUGACUCGUUUUAAAUUUAACCAAGUGAAUUUUGGAUGGGGUGAAGGAGUGUAUGGUGGAAAUGCAAGAGGUGGGGCUGGUUUGUUUCAUGGAGCAAGUAUUAUUGUUUCACAUAAAAAUUCAAAAGGAGAAGAAUGUUUGAUAUUAACAAUUUGCUUGCCUUUAGAAGAGAUGAAAAGAUUUAAAAAAGAGUUAGAUGAGAUGCUUGAUAGCAAUAAUCAACCUACAAGGAGUGUUUCUAGUUUUGUGAAGUCUACCUUAUAG